Messenger RNA from Opisthorchis viverrini, 381 nucleotides. RefSeq lists its product as hypothetical. Bases 1 to 381 code for a protein of 126 amino acids. Lineage: Eukaryota; Metazoa; Platyhelminthes; Trematoda; Opisthorchiida; Opisthorchiidae. The transcript has 3 exons. The record is from RefSeq and is a predicted model, not a curated record.
AUGAUCCCACAAUCGGAAUACGUCAAACUGAUGAGUCGAAAAAAGAUAAUGCCACCAGAAAACACGAGGACUAGUUGCCCAACCCUAGACAAGGGAAUUCGAGAAGCAGAGGUCGGGUUCGAACCACGGACUUUCAGUGCGAAAGUGCUGAUGACAUUGUUCAAAGUGCUAAAAGAUAUGCUCGAAGAUUACGUGGGUCCACAGGCUCUGCUGAAUGUACUCAAAUUUCCCAGUUUACAUACCAUGAUCAUGCAUUUGAAGUGGACCGCUCCGGUGAGAAAACUCCAUCUCGGUGUCGAAAACGUGCUGCGCCCAAUAGCAAACAACGUCGGCAGUGGACGUGAAACAAGACGCCGUGAAGACUGGAAUGCAACGUCCUGA